ACAAGGAAAAAAGCAGAACAUUAUUGUGAAAGAAAUAAAAAGUAAGCUAGUCAUUCAAAUUACUGACCCCUUUUUUUCUAUAAUUACUAUACAAUAAAUUAUUAUUGUCAAAAAGAUACAAACAAACAAUGAUGGACUUUCAUCAUUUUCCCUCUGCACCAUGCAUCCAUGCCAAGGUUCAUAAUUAAGCUCUGAAACCCACUUACCAUACCUUGUUUCCCUACCCACCCACCCCUACCCCAUUUUACCCCCCCACCCCACCUCCUCUAACACCCCUUCAAACCCAAAAUUUUCUUAAUCAAGAACAAAGCUUUUUCACUUCUUGAUUUUUGUAUGUGUAUUUUCACAUGUAUAAAUGUACUAGUGCAUGGAAACAUGAAUUAUGAAUGACAUUUUUUGUUUUCUUGAACCUUGUUUUUAGCAUCUGAAUCUCCAUCCUUCCCACCACCCACCCACAAUUCUGACACCCUCCCACCUCAUCUGCAAUAUUGAAUCUUUUUUCAUAAUUAUGUAUAUAUAAAUAGUUCUAAUGAAUGUGUAUGAGAUCUAGGCUCUCUCUCUUAAAGAAUCCAAGGUUGUAAAAUUGAGCCAAAAAAGGCUUCAGCUUUACAUCAUUCUUCUCAACCUUUUUACCUCUUUGUAAUCAAGAUCUGAACACCCUUUCACUCAUUAUGAGGAAAGAUUUGAUUUUUAUGGCAACCCUUUUCUUGGUAUAGCUCAAAGUUUGCAGAUUUUUUCUCCAAUGGGGUUUUGGUUUAGAUCUUGGGUUUGUACUAGAAAUGGUACAACUCUAGGGUUAUUGCCCUUUACCAGUAAUACCUUGAUUUGAGUGUUCUUUUUACAACCUGUGUCUGUUUUGAGUCUGUUGUUGUGUUAAAGAUUGUGAAAAUUUCACCAUGUGGAAGCAUUUUCUUAGUAGGCUUCCUAAGAAAUCACUGAAAUCUGAGUCAGUAGACUCAGGAAGAGGCAAUUCGGGCUUACACGGCCCGAAUGCAAGCUCAAAUUUGGGCCCUGGAAGGCCCAAUAGUGCUCCAAGGAGGACUUCCUCAGUUGUGUUCCCAGCAAGUGUGAUUGCUGGGAUUGAGCCUUUGAUUUCCUUCAAAGAUGUGCCUAGCUCUGAAAAGAUGAAUCUUUUUAUCAGUAAGUUAAGCCUUUGCUGUGUAGAUUUUGAUUUUAGGGACCCAACUAAGAAUGUAGCAGAAAAGGAACUUAAAAGGGCCACAUUGUUUGAGCUUUUGGAUUUUGUAUCAUCUAAUCCACCCAAAUUUUCAGAACCUGCAAUUCUUGCAAUGUGUAAAACAUGUGCUGUUAAUUUGUUUCGGGUUUUCCCUCCUAAUUAUAGGUCUAGUAAUAGCCGCCACGCCAGCGAAAAUGAUGAUGAUGAGCCUACUUUUGAUCCUGCUUGGCCUCAUUUGCAAAUUGUGUAUGAUCUGUUGCUUAAGUUUGUAACAUCUUCUUCUUUAGAAGCUAAGGUUGCAAAGAAAUAUAUAAACCAUCAGUUCAUCUUGAAAUUACUUGACUUGUUUGAUUCUGAAGAUCCAAGGGAAAGAGAUUGUUUGAAAGCUAUUUUGCAUAGGAUUUAUGGCAAGUUCAUGGUCCAUAGGCCUUUUAUAAGGAAGAGUAUAAGCAAUGUGUUUUACCGUGUUGUGUUCGAGUCUGAGAAACAUAACGGGAUCGCUGAACUGUUGGAGAUUUUUGGAAGUGUGGUUACGGGUUUUGCUCUGCCAUUGAAAGAGGAGCAUAAGAUCUUUUUGUCAAGGGCUUUGAUUCCUUUGCACAAGCCAAAAUCCCUGGGGAUUUACUUUCAACAGUUAUCAUAUUGUGUUACUCAGUUCAUAGAGAAGGAUCCCAAAUUGGCUAGCACUGUGAUUAGGGGCUUGUUGAAGUACUGGCCUGUCACUAAUACCCAAAAGGAGGUGAUGUUUUUGAGUGAGUUGGAAGAAAUUCUGGAAGUUAUUAACAUGGCUGAGUUCCAACAAGUGAUGGUUCCCUUGUUCUGGCGGAUCGGUUGCUGCAUCAAUAGUUUCCAUUUUCAGGUAGCUGAAAGGGCUCUGUUCCUUUGGAAUAAUGACCAAAUUGUGAAUUUGAUUGCACAUAACCGGCAUGUGAUUCUCCCGGUUAUAUUCCCAGCUGUGGAAACCAAUGCUGAGAACCACUGGAACCAUGCUGUGCAGAACUUGAGUUUAAAUGUAAGGAGGAUGUUCUCCGAAAUGGAUGAUGUGCUUUUCAUGGCUUGCCAUUCCCAUUACAAGGAAGAACAAGAGAAAAUAAACUUGGAUGCUGUAAAACGGAAGGAAGCAUGGGAACAGCUGGAGACUGCUGCAAGUCUACGUCCGCCUGUAGCUGGAAACAUCGCUGUCCUGGUAACGCCUUUAGCAACUUCAAUCACUUGCUAAGUGGCAACUCCACUCUAUCCUUGUCCCCGUGUUUUUGCUGUGUAUGUUCCACGCAAUUUAGGAGCCAUGGAGAAACCAGAAUGGCAUUGUAGGAUGGAAAAUGGCUGCUGUCUGGUGCACAAGGUUUUUGAAGAUCAACCCGAUGACAGCCUUAACUGUUGUAACUUAGUGCUACAACUGUGUUGCGCGUGAAGGGGGCUUGGUGUAGUGGGCUAAACUAACAUUUGUUUAUUUUUAUUUUCCUUUUUGAACAUUUUGUCAUGGCCUAUAUUUAUAGUUAUCUAAAUGGCUGAUAAUUUCAUUA
This is a messenger RNA of Lycium barbarum (goji berry), 2700 nucleotides long. Its product is annotated as serine/threonine protein phosphatase 2A 57 kDa regulatory subunit B' kappa isoform. The coding region runs from base 897 to 2396 and encodes 499 amino acids. The record is from RefSeq and is a predicted model, not a curated record. The transcript is spliced from 2 exons. Gene Ontology annotation, cellular component: protein phosphatase type 2A complex. Gene Ontology annotation, molecular function: protein phosphatase regulator activity. Gene Ontology annotation, biological process: signal transduction. Lineage: Eukaryota; Viridiplantae; Streptophyta; Magnoliopsida; Solanales; Solanaceae.